Messenger RNA from Sus scrofa (pig), 1443 nucleotides. Lineage: Eukaryota; Metazoa; Chordata; Mammalia; Artiodactyla; Suidae. The record is from RefSeq and is a predicted model, not a curated record.
CAUAGUCCCUGAGCCUACAGAGAAGACCCUUCAUGUUCAACUUCUUGCUCUAAGACGGAAUUACCGUACAAGAUCUCUCUACCUAAAAUAUUGCCUCCUGGUGGUGACAUCAUGGCUAACACACACAAUGUGACAGAAUUUAUUUUUUUGGGACUUUCUCCCGAUCUGAAGGUGCAGAAAGUCUGCUUUGUGAUAUUUCUGCUCUUGUACACAGCCAUUGUGCUGGGGAAUUUCAUCAUUGUGCUCACCGUCAUGACCAGCAGAAGCCUCGGCUCCCCCAUGUACUUCUUCCUCAGCUCCCUGUCCUUUGUGGAGAUCUGCUACUCCUCUACUACAACCCCCAAACUCAUCUCAGAUUUGCUGGCUGACAGAAAAGCUAUAUCUCUGUGGGGCUGCAUGUCACAGGUUUUCUUCAUCCACUUCUUUGCCGGCACUGAGAUGUUCUUGCUCACUGUGAUGGCCUAUGACCGCUACGUGGCCAUCUUCAAGCCCCUCAACUAUGCCACCAUCAUGAACGGGCAGGUGUGUGCCUUCCUGGUGGGAGUAGCAGGCGCAGGGGCCUUUGUGCAUUCCUCGACCCAAAUCCUCCUCAUUUUCCGCCUGCCCUUCUGUGGCCCCAAUGUGAUUGAUCACUACUUCUGUGAUGUAUUUCCCCUGCUCAAACUUGCCUGCUCUGACACUUUCCUGAUUGGUCUGCUGAUGGUUGCCAAUGGGGGGACCCUGACUGUGGUCAGCUUCCUGGUCCUCUUAGCCUCCUAUGUAGUCAUCUUGCUCCAUCUGAGGACUCAAAGCUCUGAGGGGCGGCGCAAGGCCCUCUCCACCUGUGGGUCCCACAUCGCCGUGGUUACCCUGUUCUUUGGGCCCUGCCUCUUCAUCUAUCUGAGGCCUUCCACCAUCCUGCCUGUGGACAAGGUGGUAGCUGUGUUCUACACAGUGAUCACCCCACUCCUGAACCCUGUCAUCUACUCCUUGAGAAAUGCUGAGAUGAAGAAAGCCGUGAAGAGGCUGUGGAUCAGGACAGUGAAACUAGAGGAGAAAUAGAGUCUGAGUCUUGGUGUUGAUCCUUGGGUUUAGAAUGAUGUUGAGUCCAAACUGAAGGGACAGAGUGGGAUGAAAGACAGAUGCCAGGACUUGUUUAUUCUAGAAUUUUUCUAACGGGUUCCCAUUUUCAACAGCUUCACUGUAAUCACUUGCCAAAUAUUUUCUCUUAUUAUUACUUGACUAACCAUUUUUAUGAUAGAUGUUUAGAUUUUUUUAUGAUUUUUUUAUUACUAUAAGUAACAAUGGGCUAAGUUUCUUUAAUGGAAAUCCUUAAAUAUUUUUAAAGCUCCUUUGCUAUCGUACAUUUACUGUGUUAAAAUUUACAGUAAAUUUUGAUGCGUGGUGUUAAAUCAAUUCUCAGAGUGGUUGUAAUCCAACACUGCCAUUAAACUCUUUUUUUUU